Messenger RNA from Dentiscutata erythropus, 195 nucleotides. NCBI's taxonomy places the organism in Eukaryota, Fungi, Glomeromycota, Glomeromycetes, Diversisporales, Gigasporaceae. The record is from the annotation of a GenBank genome assembly.
AUGAUUAUCAUUAUUAUUUUUAAAGAUACCUUAGAUUCCUUUCCAAAAGGUGUUAUAUUACUUGAAUUCUGGACUCGAUCGGAAGAUUCAGCGAAAGACCAAGCUAUGUUAAAACAGUUAUAUGAAUAUGGAAAUCUUCGAACUAUCCCAGAAAAUUAUGAAGAUAGCGAGGAUCAAUUUUGGAAUGCAUUUUAG